Cydia pomonella (codling moth) is the source of this 4419-nucleotide messenger RNA. RefSeq lists its product as uncharacterized. NCBI's taxonomy places the organism in Eukaryota, Metazoa, Arthropoda, Insecta, Lepidoptera, Tortricidae. The transcript is spliced from 3 exons. Bases 1543 to 4419 code for a protein of 958 amino acids. The record is from RefSeq and is a predicted model, not a curated record.
GGAUGGCGUGCCACGCGUUGCAGACAUCAAUACCGCUAGAGGGAUAGUCAAGCGAGCGCUCAACCGAAUGUGCCCGCUGCCUGUACAACAGAGAGAGUCCUGAAAGAUGGAUCUUUCAGCGCCCCGGAGUAUGUUAGCGCUGUGGCAACACCGCUAGUUUUUCUACAACCAAUGAUUGAUGGAGAUGCGGCUCCAAUCUGCCAACAUAGACGACAGAACGGCGGCCAACCAGAGAGCGCGAUGCCAGCGCCGAAGUUUCGCAUAUGAGACGCAUCGACGUGCACCGCGACCCGAGCAUCGACCUCUUGCAUCUUAACCACUGAACUGAACGCGCGUGUCCUAGACAAAGAACCUGUAGUAACUUCUUGUAAUACACCAUUAAAAUAAUGUGCCUGAGCAAAAGCCGCCAUAUUGGGACGCUGUGGGCCUGGAGCCGACGCCGACGCCGACGCAAAUCGCCAACGACCAUCACCGCCAGCCAUCGCCGCCAGAAGUACAGCCCGAAGACCAAAGAGGGACGGCAGCGGCGACUGGGACCGGAUCGGAAUAACGACGAACGACGGCGCCUAGCAACAAGGCGGCAGCGCGUGGCGGCCGGCGAAACGAGGGAAGUGCCGUGAGGGGUGCCCGUUCCUUUCCUGUUUCUUUCCUUGUUUAUUCCUACACCUUUUCUUUAACUUAACUUAAAUCCCUUGUCCAAAAAUUGCAUCGUAAAUUUAAAAACUUGAACAUUCCUAAACUCAGUGCAUUGACCUUUACUUAACCUUACAUGACAACUGACUUUAAACUUAAAGAACAUUGAAUUCCCUUCUUAAAAGAGUGCUUAUUGUGUAUUAAUUGCCUUCAUUUGUGUUUUACUUUCAGAAUAGUUCUUCAAAGUGUGACAAUCGUGUGUGAACUCGUAAAUUUCUAACCUCUUAAGCCACGUUUGCAUAUACCUACUGUUAACUUUAUUUCUGCUUAAAACGCCUAUCGGGGCUUUCUUAAUUACAUAAACUGCUGUGAAGUGCUAUUAUACAUUCCAAUUUUAAAGACGUACUUUUUUGUAAAACCAGUGAGAUUGCAUGUGCAUCUUUUUAUUUCGUGAAGAAAACGUUUUGACCACGCAUUUACGCUCAAUUCUUUUGCACUUAAGGACCCACACGUGUGUUCUUUUAAAAUUUCACUUAAAUUGUAACCCAAUUACUUUCGCCAACCUAAUCAGUUUUCUUUCUAACUUCACCCCUGCUUGCAUCUUGGUUGUGUUCGCAUAUGCACAUAUUCGUUUGCACGAUUUCAGUGGACAACCUGUCGAAGUGCGUGCCGCGUGCCACGAAUAUACCGUGCCACGCACACUUCUAUCACCACGUGGCAAGUUAUCCAGUGUCAAAGCCGCAUGCUGCUGCUACACACCAAGUGCACCUCUGCGUAGCUGUUGAAGUCAAAUAAGGGGCGUAAGCUGUUUUGCCAAUUUUUAUUUUCUUACGUGGAUGACUUUAAACUUUGAUUUAAAAUAAAAUUUUAUUGUUAGACGUGCUAGCUCAGCUAAAAACAUAAUUCAACAUGGCUGAAGCUGCAAAAAGGGAAGCUCUUCUGGCAGAACUACGUGUUAAACGUGGCUCAAUAAAGGGUCAGGUUUCUAAAUUCCGUGGUUACUUAAGUACAAUCAAAGAUGAUGAAGUGUUAACCGGUGUUAAAGUCAAUGAGCUGACCUUAAGAUUAAAUAAAGUUAUAGAGUUAUCCACGCGCCUUGACGAGCUGCAAACUUCGAUAGAAGUAACUAACUCUGAUAAUCUUGAAAGUGAACUUUCAGAACGGGACAUCAAUGAGACCCAUAUUAACUCGGCUAUAGCUACAGCUCAGAGUAUACUUGAACGCUCUCAGGCUCUAAAAACAUCACCAGAAGCUUCUGUCAAAACCUGUAUCUCAGGUGGCUGUAACUCGGAGCAUCUCGGCUUCAAGCUUCCUCAAAUUAAAAUCUCAAAAUUUGAUGGCUCUUAUUAUAAAUGGAUGGAAUUCAAAGACCUCUAUGAAUCUUUAAUUCAUAAUAAUGAACAUAUUAAGCCCAUCCAUAAAUUCCAUUAUUUGAGUUCCUAUCUUGAAGGAGAGGCCUCACGAGUCAUAGCAAAUUUAGAAGUUUCCACUGACAACUAUAAUGAAGCUUGGAAACUGUUGUGUGACAGGUUCAGUAACAAAAGGCAACUAAUUACUAACCACUUAAAUGCUUUAUUUAAUUUAGACCCCAUACAAAGAGAAUCUGAUAAAUCUUUAAGAUUUUUGAGUGACCAUGUUACUAAAAACCUCCGGGCUCUUAAAACAUUGGGCCAACCAACUGAACACUGGGAUACAAUGCUAGUUCAUUUGUUAUCUGCAAAAUUGGAUACCAAUACUAAUUCAAAAUGGGAAGAGCAUAGAAACACUCUUAAAGAAUGGCCAACACUUGAUGAUUUUAGGGAAUUUCUAAAGAAUCGUGCAGACAUUUUAGAAAACCUAUACCGCUCAAAGCGGGACAAACAAGCUAACCACAAGCCAGAGCCUGUGGCUAUUAAAACUUUAUUUAAACAUGAUAAAAACAUAAAAACUUUCAUGAUUUCAGAAAAACAAAGUGACCACAAGGGUCGGCCGUGCGUCGUGUGCCAUGGUGAUCACAGGGUGUAUGACUGCCCAACCUUUAGAAAGAUGUCAGUCGACGAGCGCUGGUCACGGGCGUCCAGUCUGAAGCUGUGCCAUGUCUGCCUCCGACCGGACCAUGAGACCCGUGCAUGCAAGUUAAAUGGCUGUCGCGUAUGUAGAAGACGACACAAUACAUACUUACACAACACACCAAAUAACACUUCUUCUAGUGGAGCUAGCAAGGAACAGACAGUUCAGGCAACCAAUAGUGCUAUGGGAGAUGUCGCUUGCUCCUCCACUAUGCUAACUUCUGACAGUGCAGAGGUGCCAAACACCUUCACUGCUAAUACUUUGCUUACCAAUAGUGAAGCACUACUUUCGACAGCUCUAAUUGAAAUAGUUAACCCUUUCAAUAAUAAAAAAGAGACUGUUAAGUGUCUCUUAGAUAGCUGUUCGCAAUCGAACUAUCUUACUGAAGCAUUAAGACAACGUUUGCAACUUGAUCUUCAGCCUCUAACUGCUUCAAAUGUUACAGGAAUAGGAAAUACCCCUCUGACCUAUAAGCCUGUACGUUGUGCAGCCCAUAUUAAAUCUAAAUUAAGCGAUUUCAAUGCUAAUCUUGACUUUCUAGUUUUAGACCAAAUAACUGAUCGCUUCCCACAGAAAUAUGUUGAUGUUAGUCACCUUAACUUACCUGCUCAUAUACAACUUGCAGAUCCAACCUUUAAUGUUCCAGCCCAAAUUGAUAUGCUGUUGGGAGUGGAAAUGUUUUGGGCAAUAGUAACAGGUGCUGCAAAAACAUUGCCAACGAGCAAGCGCACCUACCUAAUCCCAUCUAAACUUGGGUGGCUUGUAGCUGGCCCGGUAGAGGGAGCUACUACGCAUAUAAACACAUCAACCACGCGUAGUCAUUUUUGUUUAGCUGAUCUGUCGACCCAGAUGACAAAGUUUUGGGAGACAGAGGAGCUGCCGCCAGAGGCAGACUCCAUCAAAAAUGGGAUUGAGUUCGACUCUCAUCCUAUAGAAAAACAUUUUGUGGACAAUACCUAUCGCCAAUCUGACGGCAGAUUUGUAGUGCGUUUACCUUUAAAAGACACACCAGACUGCUUAGGCAACACAUUUAACAUAGCUAAGAAGCGCUUACUUAACUUAGAAAAGCGUUUUAGUAAACAACCUGAGCUUAAAUCAAUGUACGUUGAUUUUAUAAAUGAAUAUAGAGAUUUAGGGCAUCUGUCGGAGUCUAGGCAAUGUUAUACAGCCAACCACCUCCCUCAUCACCCGGUGAUGAAGGAGAGUGAAUCUACUCGCUUAAGAACUGUAUUCAAUGCUAGUUGCCCAACCUCCUCUGGAUAUUCUAUCAAUGAUAUCCAGCUGGUAGGACCUAAUAUCCAAAACUCUCUGUUCGAUAUAUUGCUUAGAUUCCGUCAAUACAGGUAUGUGCUCUCCGGUGACAUAGAAAAACAGUACAGGCAAAUUUUAAUGAAUGAACUAGACAGAAACCUACAAGUGAUUCUAUGGCGCGAAGACGAGCACUUACCUAUACGCUCUCUCACUUUAAAUACCGUUACGUAUGGCUUUGCUUCAUCGAGCUGGUUAGCGGCUCGAUGUUUGUGGCAGUUAGGGGCUGAGAGCAAGGAUCCUUUGGUUAGGACCAUUAUACAAAAUGACUUUUACUGUGAUGACUUAUUAACAGGGGCAGACUCUGAAUCAGAGCUGCUUCAAAUACAAGCUGGCGUCUCACAGUCUUUAGCCUCUGGUUGCUUUAAUCUGCCAUGUCUCUGGGAACGCUCUGUGGUGGGGGGGGCCCGAGUUUCUAUUAAAGCCUGA